Molecule: messenger RNA, 2960 nt
Organism: Budorcas taxicolor (takin)
Lineage: Eukaryota; Metazoa; Chordata; Mammalia; Artiodactyla; Bovidae
Gene: PLCXD2
Product: phosphatidylinositol specific phospholipase C X domain containing 2
Exons: 4
Coding region: 150-1172 (340 amino acids)
Biological process (GO): lipid metabolic process
Molecular function (GO): phosphoric diester hydrolase activity
Source: RefSeq, a predicted model, not a curated record
UCCUUGCCCCGCGUCUUCCUGGGGCACGAAGGCCUUUGGGCAAGACUGGCGUGACAAAGCUGGCCCUGAAAUGCUGGAGAACCUGGGCGAUGAUGAUCGCUGAAUGAGUGGCACUGGGCUGAGCUUGGACAGCGGACUGACAGAAAGGGAUGCUAGCGUUUAGGAAGGUAAGAAGGAAACUCAGAAUGGGGACCAUCUGCUCCCCCAACCCCAGCGGGACAAAGACAUUGGAGGUCUGCAAUGCCGACUGGAUGGCCUCACUCCCUUCUCACCUCCACAACGUCCCCCUUUCCAAUCUGGCAAUUCCAGGCUCCCAUGAUUCAUUCAGCUACUGGGUAGAUGAAAAGUCCCCAGUGGGGCCUGACCAAACCCCAGCAAUCAAACGCCUCGCCAGGAUCUCGUUCGUGAAGAAGGUCAUGAAGAAAUGGUCUGUGACUCAGAACCUGACAUUCCGAGAACAGCUGGAUGCUGGGAUCCGUUACUUUGACCUGCGUGUGUCUUCCAAGCCAGGGGACGCCGACCAGGAAAUCUACUUCAUUCACGGGCUUUUUGGCAUCCGGGUCUGGGAUGGACUGAUGGAGAUCGACUCAUUCCUCACACAGCACCCCCAAGAGAUUGUCUUCCUGGAUUUCAACCACUUCUACGCCAUGGAUGAGGCCCAUCACAAACGCCUGAUUCUCCGGAUCCAGGAGGCCUUUGGAAGCAAGCUGUGCUCAGCCUGCAGUGUGGAGAGCAUGACGCUGCGGAAUCUGUGGGAGAAGAAGUGCCAGGUUCUUAUCUUCUAUCACUGUCCCUUCUACAAGCAAUACCCCUUCCUAUGGCCUGGAAAGAAGAUCCCAGCACCUUGGGCCAAUACCACGAGUGUGCGCAAACUCAUCCUUUUCUUGGAGACCACACUGAGUGAGCGCCCCCCCCAUGGCUCCUUCCACGUGUCUCAAGCUAUCCUCACACCCAGAGUGAAGACCAUUGCCCGGGGCCUGGUUGGCGGCCUCAAGAACACACUGGUCCACAGGAAUCUUCCUGCCAUCCUGGACUGGGUGAAGACUCAGAAGCCUGGAGCCAUGGGGGUCAACAUCAUCACGUCUGACUUUGUAGACCUGGUGGACUUUGCCACGACAGUCAUUGAAUUGAAUGACCUCCUACAGGAGGAUAGAGCUUUGGCUAAAUGUUGAUUUAAUUUUUUAUUUCACUUACUAUUGAAGUUGUUGAUCCAGGCUAGAGUUCUGAAGGGUUUCCUAUUGGCCCCUGGGCAGUGAUGGUGAAGUGAGUAAGAGGAUGGGACAUUUUUUUCCCCUCCUCACAAGGUUAUUUGGAUAAAAUUAUAGGGCUAUUAAUUGCAUUUUUCCCAAAUGAGACUUUUUAAAAACUGAAGUUCAAGGGAAGAAAGCAUGUUCCUUAUGGUCAAGGUCAGCGUCUCCCUAAUGGCAUAUGAUGUUGAAUAUAAUAUGCAAAUGGGGUCUCCGGUUUCCUUUGGGAUGCUGAGUGUCCCCUAAUUGGCCCAGUUCCCUGUUGUCUUCCAGGAUGCUGUAUUUGAGCCAGAGAGAAGGCUGAAGCAGAAAGGCAUUCCUGAUCCAAAGGAUGGCUCAAGGCAGAUGUGGACUGCCUUGUGGGGUGGCUCAUUCACCACCCUGGGGCUCUGAAGGGAGAAAGGUCAAGCACCAGUUUUCUCUAGGCGUGUUGAAUGUCACCACUUCCUCCCCAAGAGUAAGAUGUAUCUAUCACCAAGGUAUUUCAGCCACAAGCUGUUCUUGGCAUGCUUGUGCUUGGUAAUUGGUCACCUUCAUUCUUCAGAUAAACAGUGCAUACUGUCCCUGGUAUCAGAAAGAUGUUUCCCAUUUUUAAAACACUGAUUCCUCUCCAUUUCUUUGGCCCAUUCUUAAAACUGAAAGGAACAACACUGGUGCAUCUCUUCAAUCUGAGGCCCAACAAGAGACAGACGUGCGUGUCUGCUGCAUGCCAUAUUUCUUUGAGCUAACUCUGUAGGUCUCCCCAGACUGGCUGUCGGGCAAGUGCCUGCGUCAUUUUGGCAAAGUCCUCUUUGGAGUGGGAUCUUCCAGCCAGAUUUUGGAAUUGCAUUUCACUACUGUCUGUCUAGAACUCGAGUCUGCUCUGUGGGACUCAACACUGACGGAAGACACCUUGUCCAUGACACCAUGGAGGCAGACACAGGAUGAGUGGGAAAGUGCAAUGGAUUUAAGGAGGCUCCAAGUGAAUGUGGAGCCAUUCUGUAAAUCCUUGAACACAAGACUACCUCGGGAACAUUUAGGAUGAUGAUAUGUCAUCCAGCGAGUAAUACCCAGUGUCGGAACACUUCCAGUUUGUGUCUUGAUUGUUCUACUCUCUGCAGGUUAUUCUGAGCCUACUAAUCACUGCAGGAGGGCUUUGAAACUCAAGAGGGGAUUUUAUUAUUAUUAUCAUUAUUUUUUAUUGAUAAGAGGUGCUUAAAUACAAAGAGCCCUCUUGUGUUUUAUUUAUUUAUUUAUUCAUUUAUGUAUUUAUAGAUUAACUAUCUUCAGUGCUUCUUACUUCAAGAGCAGUCACCAAGGGGCUUCCUGAACUCUUCUCAGCAGGCCAGAUGGCCCUCAAGAGGACCGCGCAUCUCAGGACCGUGAGUGACUUCUGACUCUACUGUAGAAGCUGCAGACAUUCUGGUCCCCCAAGUCAUGCUGGGGACAGUGUUCAUGUAUAGGUGUGGUCCAGACCUGAGACGCCUCUAUCAAGCCACACACUGGAGCAGAAGGUGAAAUGGGUCCUAAGGAUCCCUCGGUUCCGGAGGAAAACCCUCUAGAAGAGGGAUGAAAAGGAAGGAAGUAGAAUGCUGGGCACAGAAGUGUGAGCACUUGAGUGUUUCUCUCCACUCUCUGAGAAUCCCUAAGGAAGUGCCAGCAUCUGGAUCCUUAAAGCGGAAAGAUAACCUGGAAUCCUGAACAGCUGUGUGCAUUUAUACAGAUGGUUGGACA